AAUCCGGAGCGAGACGGAGCCCCGGGCGCCGCCGGAUCCGCCCCUCGCAUCCCGGCCCCCCGGCGUCCGCGCGCUCAGGCCCCAGCCCGAGGCCGACUGGAGGUGCUUGUGCGGCCCCAGCACCCAGCUCCGGAAAUGCCAGGGAUGCAGAUUGGGCAGAAUUUGUUUUCCCUUUGUAUCGCGUGAAAACGUGCCAGGUUCUGGUUGCUGGAACCGCCUAAAACAAGAACCCCUGGGAAGCCAGGGCGUGCUCACGGAUUUUCAAUUGAAGAUCCAUAAGGAAGUUUUACAAUAAAUUUGGAGACCUGAAACAAGCCCUGGCGGUUGGAACUUUUAUCAAGCAGAAAUGCAUCGAACAACCAGAAUCAAGAUCACUGAGCUAAAUCCCCACCUGAUGUGUGUGCUUUGUGGAGGGUACUUCAUUGAUGCCACAACCAUAAUAGAAUGUCUACAUUCCUUCUGUAAAACAUGUAUUGUACGUUACUUGGAGACCAGCAAGUAUUGUCCUAUCUGUGAUGUCCAAGUUCACAAAACCAGACCACUACUGAAUAUAAGGUCAGAUAAAACUCUCCAAGAUAUUGUAUACAAAUUAGUUCCAGGGCUUUUCAAAAAUGAAAUGAAAAGAAGAAGGGAUUUUUAUGCAGCUCAUCCUUCAGCUGAUGCUGCCAAUGGCUCUAACGAAGAUAGAGGAGAAGUUGCAGAUGAAGAUAAAAGAAUUAUAACUGAUGAUGAGAUAAUAAGCUUAUCCAUUGAAUUCUUUGACCAGAACAGAUUGGAUCGGAAAGUAAACAAAGACAAGGAGAAGCCUAAGGAGGAGGUAAAUGAUAAAAGAUACUUACGUUGCCCUGCAGCAAUGACUGUGAUGCACCUAAGAAAGUUUCUGAGAAGUAAAAUGGACAUACCUAAUACUUUCCAGAUUGAUGUCAUGUAUGAAGAGGAGCCUUUAAAGGAUUACUAUACACUAAUGGAUAUUGCUUACAUUUAUACCUGGAGACGGAAUGGUCCGCUUCCUUUGAAAUACAGAGUUCGACCUACUUGUAAAAGAAUGAAGAUCAGUCACCAGAGAGAUGGACUGACAAACGCUGGAGAACUGGAAAGUGACUCUGGGAGUGACAAGGCCAACAGCCCAGCAGGAGGCGUCCCCUCCACCUCUUCUUGUUUGCCGAGCCCCAGCACCCCGGUCCAGUCUCCCCACCCUCAGUUCCCUCACAUUUCCAGCACGAUGAAUGGAACCAGCAGCAGCCCCGGCGGUAACCACCAGCCUUCCUUUGCCAAUAGACCUCGAAAAUCGUCAGUCAAUGGGUCAUCAGCAACUUCUUCUGGUUGAUACCUGAGACUGUUAAGGAAAAAAAUUUUAAACCCCUGAUUUAUAUAGAUAUCUUCAUGCCAUUACAGCUUUAGAGAUGCUAAUCCAUGUGACUAUCGUCCAAUUUGCUUUCUUUUGUAGUGACAUUAAAUUUGGCUAUAAAAGAUGGACUAGAUGUGGGUAUUCAUAUGGACGUUAAUUGAAAAGAAAGAUUGUUCCUAUAAAGAAUUGGUUUCUGAGAAGGCAGGCAAGAUGUUUUUCUGUGUGUUAGGAAAGAUUGUGAAAUGGUUUCUGUAACCAUUGUUCAGAUUUUAAAAUACUCUGCAGUGGAUAUAAACAUUGGGCCAUAGUUUGUUAAUCUCAACUAAUGCCUACAUUACAUUCUCCUUGAUUGUUCUUGUUAUUAUGCUGUUUUGUGAACCUGUAGAAAACAAGUGCUUUUUAUCUUGAAACUCAACAAAUGGAAAGAAUAUGCAUAGAAUCCUGCAUUCUAUGUAGCCAUGUCACUGUGAAUAACGACUUCUUGCAUAUUUAGCCAUUUUGAUUCCUGUUUGAUUUUUACUUCUCUGUUGCUACACAAAACCGAUCAAAGGAAAGGAAACUUCAGUUUUACAAUCUGUAUGCCUAAAAGCGGGUACUACUACCGUUUAUUUUACUGACUUGUUUAAAUGAUUCGCUUUUGUAAGAAUCAGAUGGCAUUAUGCUUGUACAAUGCCAUAUUGGUAUAUGACAUAACAGGAAACAGUAUUGUAUGAUAUAUUUAUAAAUACUAUAAAGAAAAUAUUGUGUUUCAUGCAUUCAGAAAUGGUUGUUAAAAGUCUCCCCACUGGUUCGACCUCUGCAGAUACCCUAUGUUUGAGCCUUAUCAGCAUAGAACAUUUUUAAUGUGGAUCUCUACUCCUCAAUUCUGUUUCAUUGGAAGCAGCUGGCAAAUCACAAUACUGAUUUUCUCUAGUAGUACAUAUUUACUUUUUAAAUUCAUGGUUGCUGUCAAGAGAAACUUUUAACUAAGGAAUUUGGAAAUAGCUUCUUCAUUUCCCAUUGCUUUUGAUGAAAUGAAUGUGUUUUUAAAAUGUGUAUUGAUCACUAUAAUUAAACAAAUUUUUAAGUAAACCAGCAAAUUGCUGGAAGAAGGCAUUUUAUCUGAAAUUAUUUUAAUAUGUGGGAUAGCAGGAUUUUCAAAUUUAAGAGUUGCAUUUACAGCUAUGAACAAUGACCUAUGUCCUCUCUCCAUUGUCUUGAAAUAGAAGCAGUUUAUUUUUAGCUUCUACAGGUAUUAAUUUUUAAACAGAGUGAACAUGUUGAAUUUAAAAUAUGAAUAGCCCCAACAGUUCCCAGUUUGUGUUUUGCUUUGGUCGAACUUGGUGUGUGUUCAUCACCUAUCAGUUAUUUGUGAGGGUGUUUAUUCUAUACGAAUAUUGUUUCAUGUUUGUAUGGGAAAAUUGUAGCUAAACAUUUCAUUGUCCCCAGUCUGCAAAAGAAGCACAAUUCUAUUGCUUUGUCUUGCUUAUAGUCAUUAAAUCAUUACUUUUACAUAUAUUGCUGUUAUUUCUGCUUUCUUUAAAGAUACAGUAAAUGAAGUUUUAUGAAACCACAAAAUACAUAUAUUUUUAUUUUGACCUAAAUUUGUACAGUCCCAUUGUAAGUGUUGUUUCUAAUUAUAGAUGUAAAAUAAAAUUUCAUUUGUAAUGGGGAAAUUCCAAUAAAAAGGAUAUUCAUUUAGAAAAUAGCUAAGACUUUAAUAAAAAUUUGAUAUGAAAAGCACAAUGUGCAGAAGUUUUGGAAACCCUAUUGUGAAUUACACCAGGUAAAACUAAAGAGAAUCCAUUGCUGUCUUAAAUAGUGAUGUUGCUAAGAAGUACAUGCUUUGUUGUAUAAUAGCUUGAAAGCCCAAUUGAAAGAUGUAUCUGUUUAUUUACUCUACAAUCUUUGAAGUAAAAGUUACCCAUGUUUGCCAAUUUUGGUGAAUUUAACUCAUUUUUCUAGGCUUCUCAAGUGUUUCAUGAUGUUACCUAAGAAAGCAAAGUUAGUUAAUGGAAGUUUCAAAUGGUAUUUUUACUUUGGAUGAUCAUGUAUAUAAAGAAUGAAAAAAUAUUUUUCAAAGACUAAAAACUUCAAAUGCUAGUGGACCUGUUGCUUGACUUACACAAAAUCAAGUUGUGAAAUCAACAUGGAACUCAAAAGACUUUACAUCUCAACGUUUUUAUAAUGGACUUAUUUUUGGAAUUCCUUAUUAAAAUAUCAGAUAUUACA
Molecule: messenger RNA, 3559 nt
Organism: Suricata suricatta (meerkat)
Lineage: Eukaryota; Metazoa; Chordata; Mammalia; Carnivora; Herpestidae
Gene: BMI1
Product: BMI1 proto-oncogene, polycomb ring finger
Exons: 10
Coding region: 347-1327 (326 amino acids)
Biological process (GO): negative regulation of transcription by RNA polymerase II
Cellular component (GO): PRC1 complex
Molecular function (GO): promoter-specific chromatin binding
Source: RefSeq, a predicted model, not a curated record